Molecule: messenger RNA, 441 nt
Organism: Anisakis simplex (herring worm)
Lineage: Eukaryota; Metazoa; Nematoda; Chromadorea; Rhabditida; Anisakidae
Source: the annotation of a GenBank genome assembly
AUGAAGACUGAAACGUGCCUAUAUUCGGGCUAUAAGAUUCAUCCAGGUCAUGGAAAACGUAUGGUACGAGCCGAUGGAAAAGUACACAUAUUCCUGUCAAAGAAGUGUCAACGAUCCUACAGAUUGAAAAGGAAUCCUCGCGACAUUCCUUGGACAGUGCUUUAUCGUCGUAAGCAUAAGAAGGGUGUUCACGGUGAAGAAAGCACACAGAAGAAGCGUACAAAGCGUGUGAUUCACGUGGCGUCAAGAGCUGUCGGCAACGUGUCGUUAGAAGCCAUUUUGGCGAAACGUAAUCAGCGACCUGAAUUCCGACAUGCACAACGUGAGGCUGCCAUCAAGGCCGCAAAAGAGGCUCAACGAGCUGCGAAGAGCGAAAAGAAGGCGGCCACUAAAGUAGUUAAGGUAUUAUUUCAAGUUUGGUUCGAUGAUUUUUGUUCAUAG